Molecule: messenger RNA, 480 nt
Organism: Pipistrellus nathusii (Nathusius's pipistrelle)
Lineage: Eukaryota; Metazoa; Chordata; Mammalia; Chiroptera; Vespertilionidae
Source: the annotation of a GenBank genome assembly
AUGCAGCUGACGGUGAAGGCGCUCCAGGGCCGUGAGUGCAGCCUGCAGGUGGCGGAGGAUGAGCUGGUGUCCACGCUGAAACAUCUGGUCUCCGAGAAGCUGAACGUCCCUGUGCGCCAGCAGCGGCUGCUGUUCAAGGGCAAGGCCCUGGCAGAUGGGAAAAGACUCUCCGAUUACAGCAUCGGGCCCAAUUCCAAGCUCAACCUCGUGGUCAAACCUCUGGAGAAGGUGUUAGUGGAGGAAAGUGCCACGCAGAAAGUGGCCGAGGCCCCGCCCCUGUGCCCACCCGCCUGGCAGCUCAUCGCCAAAGUCUUGGCCCGCCACUUCAGUGCCGCCGAUGCCAACAGGGUCCUAGAUCAGCUACAGAGGGAUUAUGAGAAGUCCCUGAGCCGCCUGACCCUGGAUGACAUCGAACGUUUAGCCAGCCGCUUCCUGCACCCCGAAGCCACGGAAGUUAAGGAGAAGGGGUUCUCUAAAUAA